Messenger RNA from Pocillopora damicornis (cauliflower coral), 993 nucleotides. Its product is annotated as beta-1,3-galactosyltransferase 5. Gene Ontology annotation, biological process: protein O-linked glycosylation. Gene Ontology annotation, molecular function: hexosyltransferase activity. The record is from RefSeq and is a predicted model, not a curated record. Gene Ontology annotation, cellular component: Golgi membrane. Lineage: Eukaryota; Metazoa; Cnidaria; Anthozoa; Scleractinia; Pocilloporidae.
AUGUUUCGUAAGCUGAGGUAUUUUACCAUAGUUCUUCUUUCAAAAAUAAUCACGUAUCGUUGGAGGCUUUUAACUGUUGGAGUUAUUUUGGCUACGUCGGUCUUAGGUAUUUUUCUCAGCUUCCGUCAAACUCCGCAUCUCAGACAGUCUGGACCUAGUCGCGAAUGUAAAACUUGGAAAGAAUCUCUACAGCACAAAACUACUCUGAUAACAAAGACUCCAUGUGCAAGGAACUACUUUCUUCUCAUCCUAGUUUCAUCUGCACCUGCAAACCAAGGUAGAAGAAAUCAUGUUCGUAAAACCUGGGGCACUGAUAACAACGUGUCUCCAGUGUGGAAGACAUACUUUCUGAUUGCGCAAACAGAGAAUCAAACACAUUCAGAUUUUGUCCAUAACGAAGACAAAGUCUAUGGCGACAUAAUUCGCGCCGACUAUUACGAGAAUUACUGGAAACAGAGUUUUAAGGUUAUGAUGGCCUUUGAGUGGGCAUCGCGAUAUUGCAACUUCUCGUACCUCCUAAAGACAGAUGAUGACAUAUUGGUCAAUAUCGAAGACUUUAUUCAAUUUUUGCAGAAGAAAUCAACUCCCAAAAAAGAACUUUUUUUAGGAAAACUUCAUCACAACCCUAUCGUACGUCGAGAGGGGAAAUGGAACGUGAGUUACGAAGAGUACAACCACACUCACUAUCCAGAUUUCUGUAGUGGGGCCGGCUUUGUUAUGACCUAUGACGUUAUCGAGUGCAUUGUUCCCUUGUUCGACGUGAUUAAGCCGUAUAGGAUGGAUGAUGUGUAUGUAGGAAUGCUUGCCCAUGCAUCUGGCGUGAUAGCAGAGGAUCAUGUUGGGUUCUUUAUGCCAAUUGAUGAUUAUGACGACUGCAUUUUUAAACCAAAUGUUCUUCUGCAGCACAGAGCGACUGGACAGUGUUUAAAUAAAUUACUUCGUAUUCACAGGAAGGACUUUCUGUAUGGCAUAAAAUUGGGUUCAUUUUUUUGA